AUGACCGCCGAAAGAACCGCGUAUGCGGAUAGCAUAUUGACGACGAAGAGUCCCUCGGAAGCAACAGAGGUCAUAAGGAUUAGACUUUCACAAGCCAAAUUAAUUAAUAAGGAAUUUUAUCUCCUGUUUAAUGAAGUUUCCCAAUUGAAAAGGAGCUACGCACAACAAUUGCGAAAGAUUAUUACUGAAAAUGAGGAUCUGAACAAGCUGCUCAAACAGCAGAUGGUAGAGAAUAAAGUGCUAUCUACUCAGGAGAUGUCUCAAUUUAAUUUCGAAUCUUUAGGGGAAUUGCAGUCUGUUUGGGAUACUAUAGUUAUGGGGCUGAAGGAAGAUAUGAAGGCAACCACGGAAUUCUAUCACACGGUGGACAACGAGGUUAUCAGGGAAUUACAAAGAUCGACUGAAAACGAUACAAAAUGGAGCGAAAGUAAAAAGCUUCAUUCGAAAUUGAGUCAAAUCGCUGCCGCAGUGGAUUCGCAUCAAAGCAAUCAUAAUUCUAAUACCAAACUCGAAGAGGCAAACAAGCAAUGGGACUCUGAGGUUCCUUAUCUAUUUGAGCUCUUCGAGAAUAUUGAUUUCAAUCGCUUGGAAACCUUGAAAAACACCUCUAUAAGAUAUCAAACUGCUGUAAGUGAUUAUCUUUUGAACUAUUCCAAGAAAAGUGAGGUAUCAAUGACAAAACUUUUAGAGUUUGAUUCUCAAAAGGAAAUUAAUAGGUUUGCUCGUGAGUCGAGUAGAUACAAGUUUGAAGCUUUACCAACUCAAAAGUUGGAGGACCAUAAAACGAAACGUAAAAGCACUUUUGGGAAUCGAUUCACAUCCGGUUCCUCGGUCUUGCAUCAUGAUUUAAUGAAUCAAGAUUUUUCUGACUCCAACAAUAACUCUUCACUGGGGAAUAAAAAAUCUACAAAUAAAUUGAAGUCUAAAAUGGGUUCAAUCUUCAGUAGAAACAAAUUAAAGAAUAAGAGGUCAACGAUAUUCAACAAAGAUGUUGGCUCUCCCCUUGUAGAAGGUGAGAUCACUCAUUCAUCAACGAGGGACAGAUCUUCAACAAAAACUUCUUCAACAAGUCAACCUCAAAGUCCAAUUCCAAGCGAAACUCACGACCAAACGGCACGACGCCGUUCGACAAUUCAAAGUUCAAGAGAAUCCGAUUCUUUGUACAGGGCAGUAAACCGUACUAGUACAGCACAAUCUUUUCAAUCUGGGACCCCAAUUGGUGCAAGUGAAACAGACCAUGAAGAGAACUCUCCACGCCCAGAAACUCCACAAAAAUUGGAUUCUCAGCGGGAUAUGUCGCGGACACCUUUAUCAAUGAGUCAACCACCAUUGCAACCACAAUUAAAAACAAAAGCUCUACCUAGCGAGCCCCCUCAAUCAGCUUCUCCUGAAAGAAAUAUUUUGCCAACGCAACAAAAUUAUCAACAAGGUCAGGUAGAUGCAAAAGCUUUGCACAUCCGCGCGCCAGCUCUUCCACCUUCCAGGAAGCACACGACCAAUAUCAAGAAUUCAGAGCCGCUGUCAUCACCAGAGGCGUCUCCUGGUAAUGGAACAUCUAUGCAAAAGGAUGCACCGCAAUUAACUUCACAAAUCACAGGAAGCUUAACUAUGCUAAAUCCCCAAACUACUGGGUCUUCUGCAUCUUUGAUAGGUCAGAAUGUGUUUCAACAUAGUUAUUUGGAGGUGCCCGAUUUUGGAUUAAGCGCAAGUAUAGCCGAGGUUAUCAAUGCAACUUUCAAAGACGGAAUUUUAAAAGAUUCUCAGUUGAUUGGUGAAAUUGCUUUCAGUUACAUGACUAACGCUGCAUUGAAUACACCAUUACCAAUUGGCAUUAAUUUAAGGAUCGAUAAUGCCGCUAAUCUUUCCAAAGUUAUCUUGAACCAGGCUUUUGUUGAACGAGUUGAUAUCGAGAAUUUCAAAGUAAGCCCUCAGUUCAUUAAUUCCAGAACAUUGGGAGCAAUAAAAUAUUCAAUGAAAGAACCGACCGCUCCGAUAGUCAUACAUCCGGUAUGGAGAUUUGAAGCCACUCAAGCUAGUGUUGUGUUAACUAUAAAGAUGUCGCCAACAGUUUCGAAUCAGACAAAACAGAUUAUCUUAGAUGAUUUAACUGUGCUCGUGUCAAUUCAAGGGGCAAAUGCAACAAGCGCUCUUUCAAAACCACAGGGUUCAUUCAGUAAAGAAAAAAAGAGAAUAGCAUGGAGAUUUAAAGGACCUACAGUCUUGAAUAGAGACGGAGAACAAAGGUUAAUCGCAAGAUUUUUAACUGAUGGUCCUGCUCAAGAAACAGAAAAUGGCGUUAUAACUAAAUUCACUAUACGUGACCAAAGUAAAGGGGAAGUCGGUAUCGGUAGUGAUAUUUCUAUCAAAUACCAAGAGCUGGAUGAAAACGAUCCCUUCGGUGGACCAUGGAAUGAUGUUAUCUCAACAAGAACUAUAACCGCCGGUAAUUAUAAUGGAUUAUCUUGA
Molecule: messenger RNA, 2466 nt
Organism: Zygotorulaspora mrakii
Lineage: Eukaryota; Fungi; Ascomycota; Saccharomycetes; Saccharomycetales; Saccharomycetaceae
Gene: SYP1
Product: Syp1p
Exons: 1
Coding region: 1-2466 (821 amino acids)
Source: RefSeq, a predicted model, not a curated record